UAAACACCUGCCAUGGAAUCUUGAACGGUACUGUCCUAUCUAUAAAGUGCAGCAUACUUAGCGCGCUAGCCCUUACCAGAGCAAGAGAGAGAGAAAGCAGGAAUGGGAAUGGAGGAAAAGUGGGCGGGAUGGGGCUCUGCUCUGGCGAGCGCAAUGUUCCUGUGGGCAAUGUUCCGGCAGUACUUCUCCAGCAUUCUCGGUGACCGCUUGGGCGUCCACGCCAUGAAGCUCGUCUCCAUCUUCUAUCCUUACAUCGAGAUCACCUUCUUCGAGUACACUGGCCAGCGCCUCAAGCGUAGCGAGGCCUACGCCGCCGUCGAAUCUUACCUCUCCGCUUCCUCUUGCUCCAAGCACGCUCGACGUCUGAAGGCGGAUUCCGACCGCUCCGGCUCCGGCUCCGGCUCCGGCUCCACCCUCAUCCUUGCCAUGGACGACCACGAGGAGGUCAUUGACUCUUUCUCCGGCGCCAAACUGUAUUGGUCCUCUCAGAUCGCUCCUUCGAAAUCCCAUGCUAUUUCCUUCUACCCCUCUUCCCCCGACCGCCGCUUCUACCGCCUUUCUUUCCACCGCCGACACCGCGACCUCGUCGCCGAAUCUUAUCUCCGCCACGUGCUCGAUGAAGGCAAAGCCAUCGGGCUCAAAAACCGCGUGCGAAGGCUUUAUACGAACAAUACCAGUUAUGAUA
Messenger RNA from Dendrobium catenatum, 685 nucleotides. RefSeq names its product AAA-ATPase ASD, mitochondrial-like. The record is from RefSeq and is a predicted model, not a curated record. Lineage: Eukaryota; Viridiplantae; Streptophyta; Magnoliopsida; Asparagales; Orchidaceae. The annotation marks the transcript as partial. The transcript has a single exon.